Molecule: messenger RNA, 885 nt
Organism: Calidris pugnax (ruff)
Lineage: Eukaryota; Metazoa; Chordata; Aves; Charadriiformes; Scolopacidae
Product: class II histocompatibility antigen, B-L beta chain-like
Exons: 4
Coding region: 106-885 (259 amino acids)
Biological process (GO): antigen processing and presentation of exogenous peptide antigen via MHC class II; peptide antigen assembly with MHC class II protein complex; immune response
Cellular component (GO): MHC class II protein complex; membrane
Molecular function (GO): MHC class II protein complex binding
Source: RefSeq, a predicted model, not a curated record
GACUCCCAGUCCCGGCACUGGGCAGGAGCGGGUGAUACCCCGAACUGGCAGAGUCGGGCUCGCUCAGGGAUCCUUGCACCUUUGCAGGCUCUGCUGUGAGCAGCGAUGGAGAGCGUUCGUGUGCUGGGAGCUGGGGCCGUGCUGGUGGCACUGGUGGUGCUGGGAGCCCAUGGGGCUGGUGGCGAGGAGACCUCAGGGUAUUUUGAGCUCCAGUUUAAGGCUGACUGUUCCUUCACCAACGGCACCGAGCGGGUGAAGCUUGUGACGAGAGUCAUCUACAACCGGGAGCAGUACGUGCACUUCGACAGCGAUGUGGGGCACUUUGUGGCUGACACCCCCCUGGGCGAUAGCAGUGCCAAGGACUGGAACAGCCAGCCGGACGUCCUGGAGAGGGCACGGACCGAGGUGGACACAGUCUGUCGGCACAACUACCGGGAGUGGACGCCUUUCAUCGUGGAGAGGAGAGUUCAGCCCCAGUUGGAAAUCUACCCGAUGCAGUCGGGCUCCCUGCCCCAGACCGACAGGCUGGUUUGCGCCGUGACGGGUUUUUACCCCUCGGAGAUCGAGGUGAAGUGGCUGAGGAACGGGCAGGAGGAGACGGAGCACGUGGUGUCCACGGAGGUGAUGCAGAACGGGGACUGGACCUACCAGGUGCUGGUGAUGCUGGAAACCACCCCGCAGCGCGGGGACACCUACACCUGCCACGUGGAGCACGUCAGCCUGCAGCACCCCGUCACCCUGCACUGGGAGCUGCAGUCGGACGGCGCCAGGAGCAAGAUGCUGACGGGGGUGGGGGGCUUCGUGCUGGGGCUCAUCUUCCUGGCGCUGGGGCUCUUCCUCUACGUGCGCAAGAAGGUGAGGGGCCGGGAGACUUUGGGGGGGUGA